AUGCUGAAUGCAUUUGAAGAGAGUUUAUUGGAUGACAUCACCACGGGCGAUGUGGUCGAGGAUGAAGACUGGGAUGAAGAGGAGAAAGGGAAUUUCAAGAAGAAACAUGCCAAGAUAAAGAUUUUGAUUCAGGGUUCACUGUCCAUGAGGCUUGCCAAGCAAUUGAUGUCCAUAUCGACAGGCACGGAAAUGUGGAGAGAGCUAGUAUCGAUCUACGAGGGCAAACCAAUCCUGCCAUGA
Peronospora belbahrii is the source of this 240-nucleotide messenger RNA. The record is from the annotation of a GenBank genome assembly. NCBI's taxonomy places the organism in Eukaryota, Oomycota, Peronosporomycetes, Peronosporales, Peronosporaceae.